This is a messenger RNA of Yamadazyma jaroonii, 2088 nucleotides long. The record is from the annotation of a GenBank genome assembly. Lineage: Eukaryota; Fungi; Ascomycota; Pichiomycetes; Serinales; Debaryomycetaceae.
AUGGAAUCCAAAUGUCCCAUUUGUUCCAAAUUAUUUCUGGACGAGGAGCUAGAGCUACAUGUAAAUUCAUGCUUGGACAAAGAGGAAAAACGACGGACCAAAAGAUUGAAGACAGAUAAACGGGACAAGAAGGUGGAUAAGAAGUCUGAUGCUUUUAAGGUGUUAGGUUUGAGAAUGAAAUCUACAGAUGAGAAGAAAAGUCAAGAGGGGAAGAAAUCAGGACCAAGUUUGACAUCACUUCUUAUUGCUGAGAGAAGACUCAAAGAGAAGAAUCGAAAAGAAGCAGAACAAUUGGCAAGAGAGAAAGGAAUUAUCAUAGAAGAACCCGCGUCUCAAACCAAAACCAAAGUGCCUGAAAGGAUAGAAAUAGCUACCCAGGUAAUUUCACAACCUCCUUCCAAACUACAAGAAACACUACAGCUACAUAGAGAAUCAAGACUCCCGUUGGCACAAAGGCUUCGUCCUAAAUCUCUAGACGAUUUUUUUGGACAAGAGAAAUUAGUGGGACCAAAUGGAUUAUUGAGAAAUAUUAUCGAAUCCCAAGAGAUCCCUUCAUUCAUUCUAUGGGGGGUCCCUGGAGUUGGGAAGACUUCUUUGGCUAGGAUAAUUGCCAAUUCAACCAACUAUAGAUUUGUUGAACUAUCUGGACCUUCCGCCAAUGCUUCCAAGAUGAGGGAGGUAUUCUCCAGUGCCGAAAAUGAUCGAGGUUUAUCUGGUUCAAGGACUUUGGUGUUUCUUGAUGAAAUUCAUAGAUUUAAUAAAGCUCAACAGGACUUGCUACUCCCUGUUAUAGAAAAAGGGAUUAUAACAGUUAUUGGAGCUACCACGGAGAAUCCAUCUUUUACUUUGAAUAAUGCUUUACUUUCAAGAAUGCACACAUUCAUAAUGGAAUCAUUGAGCCACGAAGCUUUAGUGAAGAUAUUGAACAGAGGUCUAUUUCUCCUCAAUCAAACAAGAAGACAAGUUCACAAAUUACAUUUAAUAUCGCUAAAUAAAGAAUGUGUUGAUUAUAUUGCUGACUUGAGUGCUGGGGACGCCAGAGUUUCUUUGAAUAUUUUGGAAACCAUCAAUGCAUAUUUGUCGGGAACAAAGUUUCAAGUUUUGGAGAAAUUUGAGCAGGAUCAAAUUGAAUCCCAAAAAUCAUUGGGAGUUGUCAAACUUACAAGGGAAAUAAUUGAGCCUUUGUUAGCUUCAAGAAACUACCAAAAAAUGUAUGAUCACCACGGAGAAUCGCAUUACGAUACCAUAAGUGCCUUUCAUAAGUCUAUCAGAGGGUCUGACCCGGACGCAGCGAUAUUCUAUCUUACAAAGAUGUUGGUAGGUGGUGAAGAUCCAUUAUUCAUCCUUCGGCGAAUGAUUGUGAUAGCAAGCGAGGACAUCGGAGUGAGAGAUAGUUCUGUAUUACCAUUUGUGGUAGCAGCAAAAGAAGCAUUUGAAUUCAUUGGAAUGCCUGAAGGAGAGAUUAUUUUGGCUCAUGUGGCUGUACGUUUGGCAAAAUCUCCCAAAUCAACCAAAUCAUACAGAGCAUUGAGAUCAGCACAAGCCUUGUUUAAGGAUCAGCCUGCUGCUACCUCUUUCAAAAUACCCAUGCAUUUGAGAAAUGCACCCACGAAACUCAUGAAAGAAAUGGGCUAUGGUGAUACUUAUAGGUAUAAUCCCGAUUUCGAAAGGGGGGUUGUUUUACAAAAAUAUUUACCGGAAGAGAUUAAGGAAGUGAAAUUCUUGGAUGAGACUCAUCUAGGAAGAACUAGAGAUCCGUUAGUCAAACCAGAAGAUUAUAAAAGGGCCAAAGAAGAUGAACAAAUAUACUUGAAGUUCAAAAAUGAAAGGAAAACCCUUAAAGAGAAAUCAAUAAAAGAUAGACUACAAAAAGAUGUUGAAGGAGAAGAAUCACCCGAAGAUCUCGAAGGUGAAACAUCCUUAUACCCUUACGACGAGUUUUUAAGUAAGGAAGAUCAACCUGAUUAUUUCGAUGGUGAAGAGAUUGAUCUAUACUCACAAAUAGCUUCUCAAAAACCUGACGAGAGCUACGAUGAACUCCUAGCAGAGGAAGAACAUGCUUAUGAGGAGUAUGACUCUAAUGUAUAA